CGUUGACCGGGUGAUGUUGUGACAAGGUCCGCGGCGGCCGCUGGCAGCGGGGAGGGGGGAAGAGCCGGUAGGUACCGCAGUCCAGGCCGCGGCCUGCUCGGUGGGAAACUGCAGCCGCCCUGACAAGCGCCCAACCCUAUGGGAGGACUUGACAGAGUGAGCUGAAAAGAAUGGGGCAGAAUGAAGCUCACCAGGCGGAGGAUUUAGAGAAUGAACCUGAUGGUGAUUUAUUAGAUCUGAAGACUCUGGUUGAAGGCCAGCAACAAACCACCAUGAUGAUGGGAGUAAUACUGGGGGCCGGAGUGGCAAUGGUGCUGAUUGCCACCACCAUCCUCAUUGUACACAGACGAUUGCAAGAGAGAAGAAUUCAAGCUCAGGAAACUCCAAAAUACAGAUUCCGGAAGCGUGACAAAGUAAUGUUCUACGGACGCAAGAUCAUGAGAAAGGUGUCACAAUCUACAUCUUCCUUUGUUGGAACUUCGAGGCCAAGAGCAAAAAGGAAACAAAAAAUGCUGAUCAUUGCAAAACGGUUCUUGCACAUUAAUAAGGAAGUUCCAACCCUGCAGCCGAAGGAGCCUCCACCCUCUGUUCUCGAGGCUGACCUGACUGAGUUUGAUGUUGCCAGCUCACACUUACCCCUGGAAGUACUAUACAUGCUGAAAAACGUCAGAGUUCUGGGCCAUUUUGAGAAGCCUCUGUUUCUUGAGCUGUGUAAGCACAUGGUCUUUCAGCAGUUCCAGCAGGGGGAGUAUGUCUUCCGGCUGGGCCAGGCGGACAACAGCAUCUACGUGGUACAGGAUGGCAAGCUGGAGCUCAGCCUGAUGGGAACUGAUGGAAAGGAGUGUGUUGUAAAGGAGAUUUUCCCUGGUGAUAGUGUGCACAGUUUACUCAGCAUUCUCGAUGUUAUUACAGGUCACCAACGACCGUACAAAACUGUGUCGGCUCGAGCUGCUGAAGUUUCAACUGUGCUUUGCUUACCAGUGGAGGCGUUCCAGACGAUUUUUGAGAAGUAUCCGGAAAGUCUGGUCAGAGUGGUGCAGAUUAUCAUGGUGCGGCUACAGAGAGUGACGUUCGUGGCUCUGCAUAACUAUCUAGGCCUGACCAAUGAGCUCUUCAUUCAGGAGAACCAGCCAUCACGCCUGGCUCCCCAACUGAGCUGCACCACCCGGACAAGUCCCAUACGACACAGACGCUUCAUUAGCGUGUCGGUAGCUGAUGAUCAGAAAGAAAAUGCUGGGAAGUUGAUUCCCGAUCCAGGUAUGACCAUGGACCCUGCUUUAAAGGAGCUACCAGACUUCUUAUAUGUAGCAAUAAUCAGAACGGGGACUGAGUGCGAUGACGCUCCUAGCUUAGGGCACAAGAAAGGCAGGAGGCGGCGUUCCACGUUGAAGGGAGAGCGCUCCAAGACGUUGAAGGAGAGGGAGUUGUGUACAGAAUUAGAGGAUGGAACGCUGUGCCAGGAAAAGUCAAAGCCAGAGGAUUCAACAGGAGAGGAAAUUGGCAGAAGGAGACGGGGAUCGAAACGAGUCUCAAUCACCACUGAACAACCUGUUGAAGUAGUUCAGCCUCAUCUAGUAACUAAAUCUAGUACCAGUGAGGGAAAUGUGCUGCCUCUGCACAAGCAAGAGAAGGAAACAAAUCUAGAACCUAGUAAUGAAAACCAAGUGGCUCUAGUAGGAGGUGAAGCACCAAAAGGACCAAUUUUGGAGAAUAAUCGGGGUGCACUGCUGAGCCGCUGUAUAUCCAUGCCAGUGGACAUUUCUGGAAUACAGAAAGGACCUUGUUCAGACUUCGACAUGGCGUAUGAAAGAGGGAGGAUUUCAGCAUCCUUACAAGAGGAUAUUCCAGUGAACCACAUGCCCUUAAGUAGAUCAGCACCGCAAGAGACCAGGGAGCGUAAAUCUGUGACAGUAGAGGAGCAUCCAUCGUGUGUGUACCUUUACCCUGAGGAUGAGACAGAUGAAGUCUAUGGGGCAACUCAGGUCAAACAUGUCGGAACUAUUUUCGAGGAGGCAAAGCAGGAGCUCCUGAAGCUGAUGCGGAUUGAGGAUCCAACGCUUCUUAACAACCGUGUAACCUUGCACUAUGCCAAACCUGGAAGCCUGCUGGCCCGUCAGGGCGACCAGGAUGUCAGUUUGCAUUUUGUGCUGUCCGGCUGCCUGCAUGUUUAUCAACGAAUGAUUGACAAGGAAGACGAUGUGUGCCUAUUUGUGACUCACCCUGGAGAAAUGGUGGGCCAGCUCGCUGUCCUGACUGGGGAGCCGCUGAUCUUUACCGUCAAAGCAAACCGUGACUGCAUCUUCCUCAAGAUCUCCAAAUCUGAUUUCUAUGAAAUAAUGCGAGAACAGCCCAAUGUGGUGCUCAGUGCUGCACACACUGUGGCUGUAAGAAUGUCCCCAUUUGUACGCCAAAUGGAUUUUGCGAUCGACUGGAUGGCUGUGGAAGCAGGCCGCGCCCUGUACAGGCAGGCAGACCGAUCAGACUGCACCUAUAUCGUCCUAAAUGGGCGGCUGCGAUCUGUAAUCCGAAAGGCCAAUGGCAAGAAAGAACUGGUGGGAGAAUAUGGACGUGGAGACCUGAUUGGAGUGGUUGAAGCCCUAACGCGCCAGCCCCGAGCCACCACAAUGCAUGCAGUUCGCGACUCUGAACUGGCCAAGUUACCUGAGGGAACACUGAACAAUAUCAAGAGAAGGUAUCCUCAGGUGGUAACUCGGUUGAUUCAUCUACUGGGUCAGAAGAUCCUGGGUAACCUGCAGCAAGUACACGGGACAUUUCCGGGCACUGGUAUUGGACUGUCAACAGCUAGCAGCGCCGACGUAACAAACCCAACCAGUAACCUUUCCACUGUGGCUGUGCUUCCCGUCUGCGACGAGGUGCCGAUUGCUGCCUUCACCAUGGAACUGACACAUGCACUCAAUGCUAUUGGCCCAACACUGCUGAUGACCAGUGAUAUUAUUAGGCAACGCCUGGGUGCAUCAGCACUGGACAGUAUCCACGAAUACCGUCUCUCAGGCUGGCUGGCCCAGCAAGAGGACAUCCAUCGAAUUGUGUUGUACCAGACUGACUACAGCAUGACACCUUGGACCCAACGCUGUAUUCGACAAGCUGACUGCAUCCUGAUAGUCGGACUUGGAGACCAAGAGCCCAGCUUGGGAGAGCUGGAACAAAUGUUGGAGAACACAGCAGUCCGAGCACUGAAGCAGCUCAUCCUUUUGCACAAGGAAGAUGGCCCCUGUCCUUCCCGGACUGUGGAAUGGCUGAACAUGAGGAGCUGGUGUUCUGGGCACUUUCACAUCAAGUGCCCUCGCAGGAUCUUCUCACGCCGGAGCCUCCAGAAAUUGAGGGAGAUGUAUGAAAAACUAUUUCUGAAAACAGCGGAUCGACACAGCGACUUCUCUCGACUGGCUCGGAUUCUCACAGGGAACACGAUUGCAUUGGUCUUAGGAGGGGGAGGAGCCAGGGGAUGCUCACAUGUUGGUGUGAUGAAGGCUAUGGAAGAGAUUGGAAUCCCAGUCGAUGUUAUUGGAGGAACUUCCAUUGGGUCAUUUAUUGGGGCGUUAUAUGCCGAGGAGCGGAGUGCAGUCAGGACGAAGCAGAGAGCGAGGGAGUGGGCAAAUGCGAUGAACUCUGUCUUCAAGACCGUGUUGGACCUGACCUACCCCAUCACCUCUAUGCUGUCGGGUUCUGCCUUUAACACGAGCAUUGCUGACGUUUUUGAGGACAAACAAAUUGAGGACCUGUGGAUCCCUUAUUUCAACGUGACGACUGAUAUCACUGCAUCUGCAAUGCGAGUGCACAAGGAUGGCAGUAUCUGGCGUUACGUCAGAGCGAGUGCAUCUUACGUGCCUUAUUUGCCUCCUCUCUGUGACCCCAAGGACGGGCAUUUGCUUGUGGAUGGCUGCUAUGUAAACAAUGUCCCAGGCUCGCUGUGGCGGUACGUGCGAGCUAGCAUGUCCCUCUCGGGAUACCUGCCACCACUCUGUGACCCAAAGGACGGACACUUGCUCAUGGAUGGAGGAUACAUCAACAACCUGCCAGCUGACAUCGCCAAAACUAUGGGUGCCAAAACCGUCAUUGCCAUUGAUGUGGGAAGCAGGGAUGAAACUGAGCUGAGUAACUAUGGAGACAGCCUUUCAGGAUGGUGGUUGCUUUGGAAACGCCUAAAUCCGUGGGCAGAGAAAGUUAAAGUGCCAGAUAUGGCAGAAAUCCAGUCUCGACUGGCUUAUGUCUCCUGUGUUCGACAGCUAGAGCUGGUAAAGAACAGUGCAUACUGCGAAUACAUCCGCCCGCCUAUUGACAGGUUCAAAACCAUGGACUUCGGCAAGUUUGAUGAAAUUUAUAAUGUCGGGUACCAGUAUGGGAAGGUGGUGUUCAGUAGCUGGAGCAGGGGAGACAUUAUCGACAAGAUGUUGAAGGACCGAAAGUCAGUCGACUAUUACGAAAUCAAGAAGAAAAAUGCCUUUAUGUCGUCAAACGCUGCAUUCACCGACCUUGCUGAGAUAGUGUCUCGGAUUGAACCCCCAAAGAGCUACAUUGUGGCAGACGCAGACGAAUCAGAUUAUCUGACUGAAUAUGAGGACGAUAUGAUGGAUGCAGUGAGGGAUGAGGAACAAGAUGAGAUUGAGGAGCUGGAAGACCAGGAACAUCCGGUGUCCAACCACCCAGCUACUGAAUGGAGUCAGGAAUCUGCUUUUCAAAUGGAUGAACAGAGUAAUGUAAGAAAUCGCAAACCUGGCAGUUCAUCUCAGGAAGCCCCAGCUGCCUCUUACUGAAACUGAUGCUUAAACUCUGCAGACUCAGCCUGGCUGACAACUUCUGCUACCAUAACGGAACCUAGCGAAACAAAGGGAAUUACAAAAUUAUCCUUGUUGAAUAGCAAAACAUCUCUUGCACCACUCUCUGGGAAUGAGUUUUGCUUAUUGUAUCGUAUCACCUUCUCUAUCAGAGACUUUAUCCCUUCCUGUUUACACAAGCUGGUAUUACCAAGUUGCCAAUGUCGGAUCAUCACGGACCACUGCAGUUGUUUGAGUUUGCCAUCGGUUGCAGGGUUCCUUUUUAGCUUCGUGUGAGCUGAGCUGCUGAAUCCAUGUCCCACUUUGACCCGCAGGCUAAGCUAGGCUGUGUUUGUCCGCUCUGUUAAUCCAGAUUGGCACCAAAUGAAAGAGGAACUCAUUUUUACAAGGACUACUGAUCACUGCCGAUGAUGGCCAGUUUUGUUGACGCCCCUGAAGUGAAUUCUGCACCUCCCGCCCCCACCACCCCACCCAUACUGCCCAUUAUCUUUCAGCAGAGCUCAAUGCCCACUCUGUGUGUUCCCAAUAGUGAGCUACCAGCUGAAUUUACUGUCAGAAGUUCCGGUUAGUAUUCUGAAAAACGAGAGCGAUUUAAUGAUGCACUACUCUUAAUGAGCCACAUUGUGUGGGUUAACUUAUUAGACGAUCAUGGCUGAAUUUCACUCUGAUAUCCCCCAUAUGGUAUAAAUAACACCCAAAUAUUUCUUUCCACACCACUGCAGAAGAGUUACUGUAUUUUUGUGUAAAUACAUCUUAACCCCUCUCCUCCCUUUCCCCCCCUCCCCUCGCUCUCCUCCCUUCUUCCCCAUCCCCACCACAGCAAGUUUCAAAUGGCCCUGACCCCUGUCGGUCUCAGUUAAUGAAACUCAAUCCGGGCCCUGAGGACGGACAUGAAAAUGUCCUACUCACUAUAAACCUGUCAGCCUGUUCCCACAGACAACUUUCCUAUUCCUCACAGCUGCUGGUUUAAAGCAGCGCUGAGGCAGCUGCCAGUCACUUUGAACCCAGUGUGCAGCACAAACUAAAGAGACGGGAAAAAUCUAUGAAACAAGCAUCAGCAAACAAAUAGUUCAAAGACAUGUAACAAUCAAGGAAAACCCCCAGGCAGAACGCUGCUGUUUGUGAUGAUUUAAAUACUGUAAACUAAUAGGAGCUGUUCAGUAAGCACUGGGUAUGGGUGACCCUGAAUCUGAGCUGUUCCAGUGAUGGGCUUGUAACUCACCAAGUCAGGCCGGCUUACUGGGCUAUUGAUGCAAUGAGACUGUAAUAUGGUCCAUUUCCUUUCUGGCACUGAUAAUGUGAUUGAAAUGUUUAUUUUUUAUGGUAAGUUAUUGUUUUGUAGCUCUUUAAUCAUUUACACUGCCCUUAAUCUGUGACUUUAAAUGGCCACUUUAUUCCCUUGACUUUCUCAAGGUGCUGCUUUGUUUAGUUUGAGGGGAGAAUGAUGGUGUUUUUCGAGUGGACUAACAGCAAAGUGUUUUUACUGGAUUUGAUUCGAUUGAGCCCUGGUGCAGAGUGCAUGUGAUUACAGUCUAGUUGCUGCUGUCUUAGGAUUGACCCACCAUUCCACAGGCCUAUCCACACAGCUUGUAUAUGCUGGUUAUUCGGUAGGGCCAAACUUGCCGUCUAACUGGCAGGUAGGCUGACCUUCCAUCUCUGGCACCUGUGCUCAACCAUAAGCAGAGUAAAGGAAGGAGAGGUCCCAUUCAUGGCUGCCUGCAGUGGCCCAGCGUGAACUGAUCUAGGGAACAUCCAACAUCAUUGCUGGUUCAUGCGAAUUUAAGAAACUGAACUGCUAGCUUGCAGUCUUGAUCUGACUUCGAGGUCAGCAAAACUGCAGGUAUGAAGCUCAGAAAAGAUGCAUUGGUGCAAGCGGGGAGUGGUCUUGUUUCAGAUGUGGGGUUAAGGCAUGUUGUUGGAGUGAGCGGCAGGUUGAUUCUGUAUCUGUUGCCUGGUCUGAGAGUGCAUGAUACUGAUAGUGGGUUUAGAAAGAGAAAGGUGGCCUAAUCUUUCACAGUAAAGGAAUUCACCCCUAGCAUAAAACCAAUAGAAAUGUUCAGG
Molecule: messenger RNA, 6854 nt
Organism: Carcharodon carcharias (great white shark)
Lineage: Eukaryota; Metazoa; Chordata; Chondrichthyes; Lamniformes; Lamnidae
Gene: pnpla6
Product: patatin-like phospholipase domain containing 6
Exons: 38
Coding region: 171-4772 (1533 amino acids)
Biological process (GO): phosphatidylcholine metabolic process
Cellular component (GO): endoplasmic reticulum
Molecular function (GO): phosphatidylcholine lysophospholipase A1 activity
Source: RefSeq, a predicted model, not a curated record